AUGGAGUUUCUGCGCAGGGUACAUCGUUCCCACGAGCACGCCGGCGACCAGCAAGAUGGCGGUGGUGACUACUGGGGAGGCGACGAUUGGUAUCGUCGGGAUGGACCGGACGACGACGAGCAUUCCGAUGGGGUCGAGGUGUGGGUUCGCUCGCCACGCCAAGAAGAUGAAGACCACGACGGACAGAACGAGGUGUGCGAUGGAUCGCACCACCCAAGCAUCGCUGAACCGGUCGAGACAGCACCAACACAGGUCGUGGAUGCGUCUGUUCCAGACUCGACCGCCUCACAGACGCCGAAGAAGCGGCGCUUCACGCAGUCCGGGCUCGGGAUUGGUCUGCAGCCCGUUAAGCCUGCACCGACUCCGCCGCCACCUGCCAAGAAAACAACACCUGUAGUCCGACUCACCGCAGAGGAGAAGAAGGAGAAGUUGUAUUUGAAGGCCCAGAAAAGCUACACGUCGGAAUGGCUUCCGCGGUUCCCAUGGUUAAUCCUUGAUAAAUCGACUGAUGGUUUCCCUUGUGUUCGCUGCAGUAUCUGUAUAGAGCACGGGAAGGACGAUGCUCGCUACGGCCGCAAUGGGAAAGGAGGUCGGGACCUCCAGAUUGGGUCCUUUCGCUGGCACGAGGAGAGCGUGAAGCACGACGAUGCCAUGAAGAAGCAAAUGGGUCUGAUGAAGAACAUCGAGGAGCAGAAACGCAUCGAUGACUUUGCGAAGGGCGAUCCGGAGGGCGCGCGGAUUUCGCGGCUAAUGCGGAGCAUCGUGUUUGUGUGCAAGACGGACACACCGAUUCAGAUAGAAGCGUUAGCUGUCAAGAAUGCAGCAGAGGCCUAUCCAGACUUCAACAUCGUGGACGACGCCAUCAGGGCCCUCGGGUCGAUCGUCGGGAAGUCAACUCCCUGGUAUGAGCGGUUCAAGGAGUUGCAGCAGGUGUACCACAAGACCAAUCUAGAGCACCAGGGGCUCAACAACGUGCGCUGGCUGGCACGGGGCGAGGCAGUGCUGCGGAUGUGCCGGGUGGACGUCACAAUCGUGGCGCAGGAGGUGGACCGCACGGUGUCGUACAUCCAACACCGCUACAUCGACUACGAGACGAAGUUCGGGGAGGGCCUUAGCCCACAGCUGUCGCCUUUCCUGGAGCGCCACAAGGAUGGCAAGCGUGAGCUGAAAGUGGAGGGCGUGGACUCCAACGGCCGCGCAGUGAGCCAGGAGAUUGUUCUAAGCGAGGCGCCCAUCGCUGGCCACAAGUUUGGCGGAACAAUGCGCGACUGCGAGAAGAUGUGCAAGGCAUUCGCCAAGCAGACCGUCCAUAAUCUCACCGAGCGGAUGGCGGAUCUUCGUCGCAUGGGCGGGACGAGGCUGUUCAAGAAGAAGCGUCGCCCCGCCAAGAAACCUGCGCACGGCGCACCAGUUUGCGCAAGGGGGAAGGCGAAGAUCGAGUCUGAUGCGGAAUCGGAGGGCGAGGAUGACUACUACUAG
Messenger RNA from Closterium sp. Naga37s-1, 1479 nucleotides. Lineage: Eukaryota; Viridiplantae; Streptophyta; Zygnematophyceae; Desmidiales; Closteriaceae. The record is from the annotation of a GenBank genome assembly.